AUGUAUUCAGGGGCUAUCGUGAUGACCGACGGUGAACGUAUUCUCGGUUUGGGAGAUCUUGGCGCUUAUGGUAUGGGCAUCCCGAUCGGAAAACUAUCCCUGUACACCGCUUUGGCCGGUGUGCACCCUAAACAUUGCCUGCCGAUUCUGUUAGAUGUGGGAACGAAUAAUACUACUCUACUGAAUGCGGCCCUUGUGCAACACGAAUAUUAUAUUGUGGGAUACGGUCGAGACUGUCUAAUUCAGUUCGAAGAUUUCGGUAAUCACAACGCGUUUCGUCUGUGGCAACGAUAUCGAGAUGAAUAUUGCACAUUCAAUGAUGAUAUUCAAGGUACGGCCGCUGUGGCUGUGGCAGGGCUGCUUGCUGCCGGUCGUAUGACUCAGCGCAAACUUAUGGAUAAUGUUUAUCUGUUUGUGGGAGCUGGUGAGGCCGCAACGGGAAUCGCCGAAUUGUUGAUGAACUCAUUGGCAUUGGAAUGCGGAUCUAAGGAGGAAGCUCGAAAACGUAUAUUCAUGUUUGAUAAAGAUGGGCUGCUUGUUGAGAAUCGUUCCGAGGGUAAUUUGACCGAUCAUAAUCGAAAAUUUGCUCACAAAUGUCAACCGAUGCGAGAUUUGCUCCAGAUUGUCAAGGUUCACAAACCCACCGCUAUCAUCGGUGCCUCCGGUCAACGUGGUCUGUUCACGCGUCCAAUCUUGGAACAAAUGGCGAAAAAUUCCGAUCGACCAAUCAUUUUCGCCUUGAGCAAUCCGACCUCGAAAUCCGAAUGUACUGCGGAGGAAGCGUAUACUGUGACAGAAGGGCGAUGCGUUUUCGCGAGUGGAUCACCAUUCGGUGCGGUCACCAUGGAUGUCGGUGGGGUGAAAAAAACAUUUCAACCGGGCCAAUGUAAUAACUCUUAUAUUUUCCCCGGUGUCGGUUUGGCAAUCACCGCGUGUCGCAUUCGACCUGUGCGGAAUGAGUUGUUUGUGUAUGCCGCACAGUGCCUGGCGGAACAAGUGUCCGAAACUGAUUUUGAAUCCGGUCGUGUGUUCCCUCCACUGAAGACAAUUCGUCAUGUGUCACUGAAAAUUGCUGAACGUGUUGCGGAGCGGGCUUACGAGGAAAAUCUGUGCAAAUUGCUUCCAAAACCGAAGGAUUUGACAUGGCAUUUGGUGCACAACAUGUAUAAUCCGGACUACCUCGAUUCAGUCCCCGACACAUACGAAUGGCCGCCUGAGGCCCAUGGAUUAGACCGCUAG
Molecule: messenger RNA, 1239 nt
Organism: Echinostoma caproni
Lineage: Eukaryota; Metazoa; Platyhelminthes; Trematoda; Plagiorchiida; Echinostomatidae
Source: the annotation of a GenBank genome assembly